AUGUCAGACGAGUCCAGAGCCAUUAUAAAGCCUCUACAAUCACUACUAACCCAUCUGAGUGAGAAUCCCUAUCCCCACGUGCCCACCCCAGACGGCUGCAGGAAGCGUGCCAGUGUCGCCGCCAUUAUCCGAAUCCGUCCUGCCUUCAAACCAGUUCUUCCUACCAAUGGCUCGGUUGUAGACAUAAGCGAGCCGCCCUCACCACCUUCUUCUAUCGAAGAAUUCUUCUCUCAAGAAUGGGUUCAAGAAGGGGACCCCGAACUACUCUUCAUCAAGCGCGCUGGCCGUGCUGGUGAUAGAUGGUCUGGUCACACUGCCCUGCCUGGAGGCAAGCGUGACCCUGAAGAUGCAGAUGACCUUGCCGCUGCAGUGCGAGAGACCAGGGAAGAGAUAGGGCUUGACCUAGACACAGCGCAUUGCCUUCGCGCAGGCAAUUUACCAGAACGAUUGGUCACAACAACCUGGGGAAGAGACACGCUUAUGGUGUUGUGCCCAUACGUCUUCCUCCUGACUGGGAAGACAGUACCGGCUCUUCAGCCGCAGCCGACUGAAGUUGCGGCGGUCCACUGGGUACCACUGCGAGGACUGCUCUCCACCACUCUUCGCACAAGAGAGUUUGUAGAUAUAUCAAGUCGCAUGGCCAAGCAUGUCGGUCCGGUCAUCCACAAAGUCCUGCGCGCCAUGAUGGGCAAGAUGAUGUUCAGUGCCGUGAGUCUUGUGCCCUCUGAAUCGGUCUAUGCCUCCUCUAUUCCGGGCUUUAUCCCGACUGAGGGUGGUGACAAUUUCGGCACGGUCUCUGGCUGGGCCCAGGCACCCUAUGGUGUUCCCGAGUCAUCCAAGUCCUUGGCUUUCCAACAACCGAUCCUCCUUUGGGGUCUCACUCUAGGAGUGCUAUCUGACUUCCUGGAUCAGCUGCCACCAUAUAAUGCGGUCAGACUCUGGAAAUAUCCCACCUUUACGGUUCCCGACCUUCGCUUCCUUGUAUAUAUAUUUACACGAAAUCUGCGUCAUAACACAGCCGAGACAUUCUCGUCCGGCUCCUGGGCGAACCAUACAGCCGUCGACGCGACAACAGAAGCGAUUCCUGUCGUACCCGACGAGACUGUACCCACCGUGUCCGAGGCGGAACCUAUAAAGCUAGCACGUCGCGAAUCACUAGACAAACAUCGCGUCGGUAUUGGUGGGCUUGGUGUUGGUCCAAAUCCCAAGCAUGCAAUGGGAAAGAUGCUAGCUGGAUACUACGAGAAGGUCAAUGUCGCAAUUGCAGUUUUCUUGAUUUACCGAACAUUUGCUACAGCGGGUGCAGCAUUCUAUGUAUACAAGUUCUUGCAAGCAAGGAGACAGGCGCGCCUUUGA
Molecule: messenger RNA, 1356 nt
Organism: Exophiala bonariae
Lineage: Eukaryota; Fungi; Ascomycota; Eurotiomycetes; Chaetothyriales; Herpotrichiellaceae
Exons: 1
Coding region: 1-1356 (451 amino acids)
Molecular function (GO): coenzyme A diphosphatase activity
Source: RefSeq, a predicted model, not a curated record